Molecule: messenger RNA, 891 nt
Organism: Lachancea dasiensis
Lineage: Eukaryota; Fungi; Ascomycota; Saccharomycetes; Saccharomycetales; Saccharomycetaceae
Source: the annotation of a GenBank genome assembly
AUGUCAGACUUGGAAGCUCUCCUGCUUUUCAACCGCAAACGAGUGUCUUCGGAAAUGCUGGAAUUUCUGGCCUCGACCACAAACUCGGUUAUACAAGUGCCGGAAGACCAGGGCAAAUCAGCAGCACCGGCGCUGGUGGAAUUUAUUCGCGGGCUCGUGGUCCAGUCUAACGUGCAAACACCCACGUUGAUGUCGACCACGGUGUAUUUAACAAAGCUAAGGUCUAUCAUUCCAGCAAACGUGCACGGCAUCGAAACUACCCGUCACCGUAUAUUCCUGGGAUGUCUGAUUGUGGCCGCCAAAAACCUGAACGACUCCAGCCCGCUGAACCGUCACUGGGCGUCCUACACCAAUGGGUUGCUGGAUACUCGGGAAGUGAAUACUCUGGAGCGCGAGUUGCUGGAAUAUUUCGAUUGGAACCUCAGGUUUACCACGCAAGAUUUGGUAAUGAGCCUGGCGCCGUUCCUGGCACCCAUUAAGGCUCAACUGUUGGCCCAAAAGCAAGAAUUGUUGUACUUCAACCUACCGACUUUGCAGCAGUCCAAAGCGUCGAGUUACCGCAACGAUGUACACUCCCGUUCCUCGAGCAAUUUUUCGCUUCCUUCGCUGGUGUCCAGCAACACGAUGUCCACCAUCUCUACAAAAGACUCGCGGGAUUCUAGGAAAACGCCCCUCUUGCCGGAAUCACGAUCCAGGCAGAUGAACCGCAUUGACGAAGACUCAAGCUAUACGCACACCCAGUAUCAAAUUAAGACCACGACGCCUAGGUCUGAGAAAAGCCGCAUGACAAGGCCUAUUAUCAUCAAGACUGGUUUACAAACACCGGUAGAGCAAUCCUCACAGCCAAGACGGUUUGGUAUUAGGUCGGACUGGGCGUCUAUCUUCAGGUAG